Rosa chinensis is the source of this 633-nucleotide messenger RNA. RefSeq lists its product as uncharacterized. The record is from RefSeq and is a predicted model, not a curated record. NCBI's taxonomy places the organism in Eukaryota, Viridiplantae, Streptophyta, Magnoliopsida, Rosales, Rosaceae. The transcript has a single exon. Bases 1 to 633 code for a protein of 210 amino acids.
AUGAAUUUGAACAAUAUCCAGAUGCUUACUGGAUCAAACUUUAAGGCCUGGAAGAGUGGUGUAGAGUUCUACCUAAUGAUGCAUGACAACAUGGAUUUGUGUUUUACUGAUAUAGAGCCUUAUGGAGUAGAUGCAACUAGCUCAUCCGAUGACAAGAAAUAUUAUCGAGACUGGCAUAGAUCCAAUUAUAGGGCUAAGAAUGUAAUGAGAACUACCAUGUCUGAUACUGUGAGGGGUAGUAUUGAAGAGCCUGUUUUGGCAGUUGACUAUAUGGAAGCAAUAGCUGAAAAAUUCAAGGAAAGCAAUAAGGCUGAGGCAGCUAGACUUUCCAAGGAGAUGAAUGAGUUGAAGUAUACUGGUAGUGGGGGUGUUAGGCAGCAUAUCUUGAAGCUCACUGAGCUAAACACUAGGCUCAGGGAUUUAGAUCUGGGAGUCAAGGAUGACCAACUUGUCCACAAUGCCUUAGAUUCUCUACCACCUAGCUUCAAUACCUUAAGAACUAGCAACAAUGCACAGAAGGAGAGCUGGACCUUGAAUGAGCUGAUAGCUAUUUGCGUGGAUGAGGAGAGUAGAAUGAAGAAAGAGAAGCAGCCCUCUACCUCUGUCAAUUUAGUUGAAAAGCCAAAGAAAUAG